Panicum virgatum (switchgrass) is the source of this 3372-nucleotide messenger RNA. Its product is annotated as 1-aminocyclopropane-1-carboxylate oxidase homolog 1-like. The transcript has a single exon. NCBI's taxonomy places the organism in Eukaryota, Viridiplantae, Streptophyta, Magnoliopsida, Poales, Poaceae. The coding region runs from base 56 to 559 and encodes 167 amino acids. The record is from RefSeq and is a predicted model, not a curated record.
CAAAUAAAUACGCAUAAGUCGCGGUCUCCACCAAACACAACUCGUCGACGUCACCAUGUCCGUCGCCCCCGCCAACGACGACCGCACCGCCGAGCUCCACGCGCUGGACGCAACCCUCGCCGGCGUUCGCGGCCUCGUGGCGUCAGGCGCGACGCAUGUCCCGCACAUCUUCCGCCUCCCUGACCCGGUGGAGCAGCUCCGGGAUCCUCCUCCCUCGGCGCCCGUCCCGGUGAUCGACCUCGGCGGCGACCGCGCGGCCGUGGUGGACGCCGUCGGCCGGGCCGCGUCGGAGUGCGGGUUCUUCCAGGUGACGGGCCACGGGGUGCCCGAGGAGGCGAUGGCCUCAGCCGUGGCGGCGGUGCGGGCGUUCCACGAGGCGGACGGUGGGGAGGGCAGCGACAAGGCGCGGCUCUACUCGCGGGAGCCCGGGAAAGCGGUCAAGUAUCACUGCAACUUCGACCUGUACCAGUCGCCGGUGGCCAACUGGAGGGACACGCUCUACCUGCGCAUGGCGCCCGACCCGCCGUCCUCCGACGAGCUGCCGGAGAGCUGCCGGUGAGCGUGCUCAGCUCUCUUUUUGCGCGCCUCAUUCCAGUAUUAAAUUAAAUCUUGGUCAGUACUUCGUGAUUCGAUGGUGACUAGUCAAGAGACAGAGAUACAAUUUGUCAGUUCUCUGGAUUCAUUCGUGAUUCGAUAGGCUUAAUCAAAUGAGCAUGCAUGAUUAAGUACUCCGUGAUUUGUUGAUUUGGCGUACCCUGUAUGUAGUCCUUGUGGUAAUCUCUAGGAAUCAGAUAGUAUUCUUUCUUAUCACUAAAAAAAUUAUUUCAUCAAUUACUAACUGAAUGCCCGUGCAUUACUACGGGAGCUAAAAAAAUAAAGUGUAAAAAGAUAUAAAUCUACCAACACAUAACAAUAUUCAUCAUACAUAAUGCUGUCGUUCCAAAAAGAAUUGAGAUAAAUCGAACUCAUUGUUCACCAUUGUCAUCAAGGUAAACUACAUUCUAUUUUAUAUCCUUGCCUAUGAUACGGUUAAGAUAAUCUUUUAUGUUCGCAGAAAAAGUAGUUUUCAAUAAGCAUUCAAGUCUGACGCCAAUACAUUGAUGAUGAAGUUCUCCCGCAUAGUACGGGCAAUCUGCAAACAAUUUGGAUACAUAAGUAUACAUUCCAUAUGUGAUGUAUGUUAUAACUAUGAUUUACAUUGAAUUAUUGACAACUGUGGCUGAAACAACCCAUUUAGAAUAGAAAAACAGUUUGCUGAUAACACUGACCAUAAUGUCCUAUAUAAGAUCGAUGUGUGAACCAUCCAUAAGAUGUGUUUUUAAUGAAGUUUCAAUAAACACAAUUCACACGUGGUAACCAUUUAGUACAGACUGGAAGGGAGAAAGCCCUGCAUCUUCUAAUAGAGAUGUAUAAAAAUCAGUAUCAAUACCUAGUAAACCAUUCCUUUACUAAUUAAUAAGUGGAUAAAUUACAGAGUCAAGGUCCGUUGAUGCAUCACAGAGUACAGGCAAUGAAAAAGAUAUUGAGCACAUGGUCUGAAACUGUCGCCCUUUUAGAUUAGCGUUCACUAUUGCCAAAUACAUAUAUGGUACAAACAAUGAUAGUACAAAGAUGCCAACAGGCAAAUUAGCUCCAAUCAAGCAUGAUAGUUCAAUAUAACAUCACAGAGAUACAUUUUCGAAGAAUUGAUUUCUAAUGGUGCAAUGGUAGAAGCAGAGAUGAAAGGGUGUCACAUACCUUUAGCAGACCAGUCGCAAGCAAUGAACUAUAAGCAUGGCCAGUAAUCUCUUAUCCUCAAAACUCCUCAACUUGGUCAGUGGAAACAAAAGAAAUAAGACGUGAGCGAGUGAUCGAUACCAGAGAAUGGACAGUAGAGAUCCCUUCUUUUGGCUGUGUUGUCAGGAAAAUGUGUGGUGAAAAUAAAGGGUGUCACAUAAAAAAUCAUGAUCAGCGCACACAGUGACAAUCUCCCAAAAACUUAUCAGAAUGUGCUGUCAACAGAAUAAAAAAUUUGGCAGGAUAGAGAAUUUGCAGCACACACACCAGAAUGGAGAAAAACAGUGACGGUAGAAAAGGAACCAUGGCAGUUUUGCUUAUAUCUCUUGAACUCAGAACACCCCAAACCUCUUUUUUUUUCUCUUAAAUCUAUUGUAAAGGCUUUAAUUCAGAAUGGCACUUAACUCUGCAAGUAAUCAUCCAUAACCAGUCCUAGCAUUAACAUUCUUAAAGUUCACAUAAUCAAUAAGACAAUGUACAUCACCUAGUACUAUCUUUUUAUCCUUCAUACGGAUUGUCCAUUGCAUAGAACAAGUAGAGUCGUGCCUAUGAACAUGGUAUAUGAGAGAAAUGUCAGCUUUUUUCUAUACAUAGGAUGAUUCAGAAUCUAAGCUAAAAACUCUGAAUAAAAAGGAAAUCAAAUAAUGUGAAUUGCAUGAAAGUAAUGUUGUCCCAUUUUUUCUAACCAAUGAAAGUUUCACACUUACAGAUAUUUACAGUAUAAAAAAGCAUAUAUUGAAGUUGUUAACCACAGAAUCAUAUAAUCUUAGUUUCAGAAGCCAUCUAUGCGCAUGACGAUUGUAAAAAAAAUCACUCAAAUAACUGCAAGGGGCUUUUUAACAAAUAUGGAAUUCAUGCAAAGGCCUAGAUAUACACAGCAAGUUCAGUAUUGAAAAAGAAAGCAUGCAAAUGAAUGCAACUAAAGAUCAAUGGUUGCCCCAAGGAAGCAGAAAAACAUAAAUAUCGUCCUUCGUCAGAUCACAGCAACAGUUCACAUUGAAUGGCACAACAACAGUUAAAAAAAAUCCUCUGGGUGUCUCCAAAUCAUCAGAAAUUCAAAACAGAGCAAAAGAUUAAAAAAAAUUGCUCACCAACCAACAGCCCACAAACUCAUCAUCUUCGUCUUGUCCUCCUUUUUCUAUUGACCGGCUAAGAGAGCCAGCAGUCCCACCUGCGGCGAAGGGCUAGCACUCUCACUUGCGUGGGUGCUUAACACAGAAGUGGCAACACCCCACCUGCAGCGGCUGGCACAUGAGUCCACGAUCCCCGGCAGCAGCGAUGCCCCGAGGAGUUCCACAUGCUCCUCUGGUAGCAGCACUGUCCGUCCGAGGAACGUGGGAGGACCUUCCAGUGCGCGCCGACUCAAACUCGCCGUCGCGCUCCUCUACCACACCACACGUCCACCGCCUCCGAUACACCUCAGGCAUCCACGCCCACUCCUCCAUCGCAUGCCUGACCCGACAGCCAUGGGUAUUGAGGUGCAUCAGCAAUGGAUAAUGGCGGACGGCGGGUCAGCGGCGCAUGUCUUCGGAAGGCAGGGAUGCAGAAUUAGGGAAGCAUGGCAGGGGCGUCUGAUCCACCUUGUUAAUUUCAGCU